Colletes gigas is the source of this 1101-nucleotide messenger RNA. RefSeq names its product transmembrane protein 177. The record is from RefSeq and is a predicted model, not a curated record. The transcript is spliced from 3 exons. NCBI's taxonomy places the organism in Eukaryota, Metazoa, Arthropoda, Insecta, Hymenoptera, Colletidae. Bases 152 to 1051 code for a protein of 299 amino acids.
AUAUACGUGAUCGGAUAUAGUGUGGAAAAAGAGUUUGCGCAUUCUCUGUGCCUCCGGUAUCCGAUGUGGUAACACUAACUUAGUCUUGAUCCUUUGGAACAAGUCCCGGAUCUCUGACAAUUGUAUUUUGUAGAAAAACAAUUAUUCAACAAUGACUAUAAAGCACAUUGCAAUACUUGGUACAACUACCAUUGUACUUGGCGCAACUACAGUGCCACACUCUAUUGGUUUAGAAACAUAUAGAAAACUUAGAGCUAAAUAUCGCAUGAAUAAAACGGAAGAACCAGUUAAGAGAAAAUAUAAAAAUAUAUUUCAAGAAGUAAUGGAUGAUUUGAAAUUAGAAGAAGAGGAAAAAAAGAAACUACAAAUUUUCAACGUUAUCGGUUAUGAUAUGUUUCAUGCUGGAUCAACAUCAUCAAAGUAUGGUGGAGCGAUUGGAAUUCCAAUGCAUUUUCAAUACACAGAUGUAAACAGCGUGGACAAAGACAACAUAUAUUUAAUGGACAAACCUGUUGAUUGGGGUCAACGAGCUGGAACAAAUUUCUUGAACUCGCUAAUACUUUCAGAUGAUGCUAAGAAAUUUGCAAUAGCUCAAGAAAUCUUAAAAGUAAAAGGCAAUCAGUUGCUUAACCUUGCAGUAGAAACUUUGAUUAAUAUUGGAAUAGUCAUUAUUGUAUAUAACCUAUUGUAUAAAGGAUUCAAAAUUUCUCAAAGAAAAAAAUUGGUACGUUAUUCAUUUCAUAUUAUUGCAACUAUGCUAGGAUCUCUUUUGUAUCGUGCAUCCGCAGUUAUGCGUAAUUAUACAUUUGAAAUGAAAAUUGAUGAACAAUUAGCUCAACUAAAUCCUAAGUAUAUCGAAGGUGGUAAGGAAUUUUAUAGUAAGUUAUUAAGUAGAAACAUUGCUUUGAGAACGCUUUUAGGAGAAACUGGCCCAAAGUUAUUUACAGUUGAUGGAAACGAAAAGAUGUUCCUCUGGCCAAGAACAGUAUCAAUUUUUGAUAAGAAAUUUUUCUUCGAGUCAAGAAUGGAAAAUACUGAACAAUUAGUGUAAUAUUGUUUCUGUAUCUCAGUAAUAAUUCUGUGAAUUAACAUCUUUGUAUA